CAGAUCGACAAGAAAAUGACUGAAAAUGUCAAACAUUGUAAUUUUACUUCGGAUUUUGCGUGAUUUUUCCUUGUAAUUCCUAUCUAUAACGCAAUACGGCUUUAUAAUAAAGGAUCCUUUACUGUAUUUCCUUUAUAUUUACAAUAAUUAUCGUAUUAAUAAACGUACAACAGUUUAUUCGCCAUGUUGAAUAUAAAUAUUUUGCCCUCGGGGGAAUAGGCCAUUUUAUAAAUUUUAGCAUUUAUUCGUCGCUACUAAUUGUGUUAUUUGUUUGAUAUGACGUGUUAAUGGUAUAUAGAAUUGUAUUGCAGUGAAUUAAGCUACAGUACAAAAAUGGACGGAACCACCACCGACAUGAGUCACCAGAUGGAGUCCAGUAUGAACCAUCAGAUGGACCCCGGCAUGAAUCAUCAGAUGGACUCGGACAUGAGCCACCGGAUGGAGAAUGAACAAAUGGAGUCCGAGAUGAAGCACCCAAUCGAGCGGCCGCGGCCCCCGCCCGACCAGAAGGUGAUGAAAUUCAUCAGCGUCACCAGCGACAUAUUGACGGACGAGCAACGCCAGAUGUACGAGUCCGUACUGUCCACAUGGAAACCUAUAAUGUUUCCGAAGCGGGUGAAACGCUACAUAUGCCAGAAGUGCAACAAGGAGUUCAAGAAUUACCAGAACCUGUACCUGCACACGACGAGGGUGCACUCGUCCGAAGAGUCGGCGGUCAUAUGCGACAUCUGCGACAAGACCUUCAAGAACAAACACUAUUUAUACAUGCAUAGGAUGAAUAAACACUACUCCGAGGACGAGAAGUGCUACUGCCAGUUCUGCCUCCAAGAGUUCAGAACACGCAGAGCUCUGCAUAUGCACGUGAAGAGGAUCCAUCCUAAUACGCUGCCAGAGAUUAAGUGUCCCGAAUGCGGAAAGGAGUUCUCUGUUCCAUACAAACUGAGAUACCACAUCGACGCGUGCCACCGCCCCGAUAAAGAGAAGUACAAAUGCCACAUCUGCCAGAAACUCUACAAGAGCCACCUGAACCUCAACAGGCAUUUGCACUUCCAACAUUCGCAAGUGGAGAGGCACCCUUGCGUUUUCUGCUCGAUGACCUUCAAAUCCCGUCAUCAUAUGAAGCGGCAUAUCCUCAACAUCCACCCGCCUCUAGAGUCGAAGGUGACCUGCCCGGAAUGCCUGAAGGAGUUCAAGAACGAUCAGUACCUAAAGGAGCAUAUGCAGGUCCACUCUGCGGCGGAUACGAAGGUGAAAUGCGACCUGUGUGAUAAAUUCUUCCAUUCGGCUGUCCGUUUGAAGAAGCACAAGAAGAUUGUGCAUCCGUCUAAACCCAAGAUUCGGUGCGAGAAGUGCGACAAAGAGUUUGCGCACGCGCACUACCUGAGACGCCAUAACAACUCGGUGCACAUGGACGUGGACGAGGACAAUUAUGAACACGAGUGCGACCAAUGCGGCAAGAAGUUUAAACUGAAGAGAUACCUGAACAACCACCUGCAGAGACACGAGCAGCAGCAUCUGAAGAGGAUAUCACAAAUGGUGAAGACGGUGAUGGGCGAUGAACGCGCCGAGAAACCGUCGGCGCCCAAAAAGCGCGGUAGGCCGCGAAAAUCCUCGAAGCGCGAGGAGAUAGAGUUUAUAAAGUGCGAACCUGUGUCUACCUCGGAGUCAGAGUCGGGCGAAACCGAUUCGGAGUCGGAGUAAGGUCAUAUCGUUUGGAUAAAGUUUUAAGUGAUUAGCGUAUGGCAACACCUGGAAAACGGUUUAUGGUUAAAAGUGUGGUCGAAGAGUCGCAAUGUCGCUAUUAUCUGUCAAUUUUACAAGAAAAAAAAUUGAAUUUUUCAAUAUUUCUGAUGGAUUGUCCAAAAACUGCUGUGAUAGAGAAACUAAAUAAUUUUAAUCAACUGACCAGCAAAUUAAAAUGUCAAUCGUGUCAAUAACUUACACAUAAAUGUGCAAUUUAAUUUGGCGGGAAAUUUACUUCUAAAGUUUUAUUUUGAAGAAAAAAGUAAGUAUUUGAUACUUACUUUUUUACCAUAUUUAUCAUCUGGUCUCGUUGAUUGAUUUAUGUUACUGUUAUAUUAAUUAUUUAUGUUUUAGGAACUGUAUAUUUCCACAAUAAAGUAAAAAUAAAAUAAAAUACUUUUUUGUCUCAAAAUAAAUUUUAUCAAUGAUUUAAGCAAUAUGAAUUUUUUGUUCAUUAUCUGAGCACCUUUUAAACAAUCGAAUCAAUAAACAUUGUAAAUGGUUCAAUUGUUUAUGGAACUUGACAGAUAAUGUCGUUGUUGCCACACUACGACAAUUUUGGUACGAAUGCUCUUAAUAUUUUAUAAAAAAAAAAAUAUCGUAGUGGAUCGAUUAUUGAUUAUGGUAUAUGAACUCUGAAUCUUACAGAGUACAUAUUUUGUGUUGUAGAUAUUUGCAAAAGAUAAAAGAAAAAUGUUUUGAAUUCCUCAAUAUUAUAUAUUCUAUAAAUUAAAAAUAUCUAGGAUGUAGAUUAGAUACGCGUCAACAUUUUUGGCGGGAAUAAUUCCCGCGCGCACGAUUACCUUCUCUGUACGCUAGGGUUGGACUUCGAUGCUAAUAACUUUUUUCUGCUACUUUUUUUGCGUUUUUUUUUUUUUAUCUUAACUAGAAUUAUAAAAACGUUUUCCUGCAAUCACUUUUAAACGAUAAUUUACUACAAUUUUAGAUAAGUUAAAUACAAUGUUGGUGCAAUAAGGACUUUGUAAAUUGGCAUCGGUCAAUGCUGGUGUUAAAUUAUUUUGAUGUUUGAUAAAAUGCGUAGGAAUCAAAAUUUAGAUAGAGUAUUUGUCGUAUAUCUGUUCGCCAGAGGAAGACUUUGUACUCUAGUUGUCUAUCAAUCAUGAACAACCCGGUCCCACUCGUUUUUCCGCCGUGAAGCAGUUGUGCUCGCAAGAUUGUUUUUCAGUUUUGAAAGGUGCGAUAUUGUAGUGAAAUUACGGAAUGUACUUCAUAGCAAAUACACUAGUGGGACAAAUAUAUGCGUAGACAUGAGAUGACUUGUACAAACUUUUCCUCUAGUCAAAAUAUUAAUGGAAAUAAAAAAAUUGUUAGCUAUUUACUUUUAAUGUAUAUGUUGUGUAUGAUAAUUGGUUGAUACAUUGUCAAUUUUAUGACCUUUUUUUACAUUGAUUCCUAAACUUUUUAUGUUUUAAAAUUUGUCCAAACAAUAAAAUUGUAAAUAUUUUUCAAAUUAUCAUUUGUUGAAUUAAUGUUUCCAGCUCUGAAUAGAUUUCAAAAUAUAGUUUUUAGAUUUAAUUAGAUGUGGCAUAGAUUUGUAUAUAUUUUUUUGGGUAAUCACAGAUGUUAUAUUAUAUUAUAGGGUAUGUAUUGUUUUUUUUUAUCUAUAUGACACCCGCGUGGCAAAGGUAACGUUACGAUAUGUUACAUGUCCUUAAAAAUUAUAUUGCCAGUAUCUACUCUUAUGUUUAUUCAAAUAGCGCUUUACAAAUAAAAUUAACAGACAUUUUAUAACAAAAUAAUAUGGUCAGUAACAGGUUUUCCUCAAUUAAAUUCUGUAGAUUGUGUAUUUUUAUUUAUUUGUUUAUUUAUGUAGAUGACAAUUGUUUGACAAUUGAGUUGUAAAAAAUUCUAAUCGGUUAUUUAAUUGGAUUUAAUUUUUAACUCAAUUGCUCAAUGCAACAUUAUUUAUUUGGAAAAGCAAACAAUUUUACAAUUAUUCUUUUUUAUACAACUUAGAAUGGCCGUCACCUAUAGACACGAGCGGUACCAUAGACAUAACAGAGUAUAUUGUUUCGCCCAUGAUACCCCCCAUGCGUUGCCAUUCCCGAAAUAAAUUCACGCCAAAAACAUAAUAACAUAACAUUUAUUGUAAAAUCAAUACCUUUAUCCGCAGAUUACUAUGUUAUUUUAAUUUUAUGUGAUUAUUAGGGGUUAUUCAAAACUUCUAUUACUUUUGUUUUUAACUUACUACGUUCUGUAAUAGUUUUUUUUUAUAUGACUUUUUUAUCAACUUUUUUUUUAAUGUUUUUAAACAGACAUUGAAAUUAGCAUUUUGCACUUUCUAUGCUAAUUUAUUAAUCUUUUUAUGUCUCUAAAUUAAAGCAUAGUUUUUAUUUUUUUUUAUUUUACAUGGAUUUAUUUGCAAAUAGGGAUGUAUUGUUACGAUGAAAUUUUAUUGUCUAUUAAUAUUUAUUUAUAUGUUCGGGCGGAAUUUAGGAAAUAUUUAUUUAUUGUAGUAUUUUACGUGCAGUUUACAGAUGAUUAAACUCCAACACAUUACAAGCAAUUAUAUUUUUAUACAUAUCAAAUUAUAUAUAUAAUUUUAGUAUCAAUAAUAUAUUUAAUAUAAUGUACUAUUUUAAGUAAGUACUGUUUUCCCGUUUUCUUUUUAUUUAUGUAUUUUAUUAUUUAUUUUGUAUAAGUAAACAUUAUUAGUUGUUAUUUUCUUUAUCUAUCCCACUAAUGAAAUACCGCGUUCGUGAUUCACUGUUCAUCCCCAAAGGUUGACUGGUAGAGAAUGCUACUAACAUUGAGUCCGCUUUUUGUACCAUAUUUUCUUUUGGUCAGUUAAGUUAUUUAAAUAAAUUUAAAUAUCUUGAGGAUUUAUUAUUUCAGGGUGUCGUAUAGAUAAUGUUAAUUUUUUACUAUAUACAGCUAUCCGGCCCGUCCUAACACCGCCAUUGUCGGCUGUUUACGUGUAUGCAUGACACUUGAUAAAUAAAAAAAAACUGCAACUUUUUAAUGCUAGGUAUUGAAUUUGAUAUUGCAGAUAUCAAAUUAUAGCUAUACACUAUAUAUAUACUAGCGGCGAUUUUUGGAAUUAACUUAAAAUUAGGCGGCAAAAAGGUAACAGUGACAUGCGUAUGUUUUUAAGCGAUAAAGGAACGGUAACCCCGCCCGCGCUAUCGGUAGACGCUGGCGGGGCAUUAGUGAGGGUUGAUAGGUGAAGAUGAUCGUGACGGAUUCAUCAGGACAUAAACCCUCAUGGGUUUCCAAGGGCGACCGAGAGGAGGUCGAUAAGACAGGGUAUAUUGUUGGCAGUAGGGCUUGUUAGAAUUUUUAGUGCUAACGUUAUUUUGCCUACGAGUUUGUUAAUAUUGUUUUUUAUUUUGUACAUAGCUAGCGGACAGUUUCAGAUGAUAUAUUGAAAGACGGUUAGUUCCGAAAAUCCUCACUAGGUAUAUCAGGUAACAAAAAUUACAGAUUUAUCCUUUUAUCCAUAAAAAAAAAAAAAUGUAUAACCUGUUUUAACUAUAAGUGUUUUUUUUUUUUAAAUUGAAAAAUUGGCGCGAAAGUAAAAGAACACUUCAAUAGCUAAAAUAGGUUUGUGACAUUUGACACUUUAUGAAUAUAGAUAUAGAACUUUUUUAUUUUAAAGUCAUAUUGCUUUACUAAAAGGGAUAAUUAAAUGGCAAUUUUCUUGUUAAAUGUGUCGUAAAUACACAUUAUAUUUUAAUGUAAUAACAACCGGUUUAACUUACGUGUAAUUUGGUCGAAAAGCUGAACUAGUUUCGAGACUAUCCGGAGCUUUUAGUCGUGAGCGGCUGACAUGAAUGCGAGCCUGUCUUAUCUAGCUAGUCGAGCUUCCUUGACCAAAUUACAUGUAAGUUAAAUCGAUAAAUAUUACAUUAAAAAAAUAAAUAAUUUAUAGUUUACCAUCAGACGGGCUGUGUGCUUGUUUGCCGCCAUUGUGGCAAAAAAAAUAUGGCGACAGGCUCACGAUAGGUAAAUACUAGAAUAUAGGGAUGGGUAAUAUGUAGCAAUAUCUAUAUAUUUUAAUUACAAUAGUUAUAUACUGGUCUCAAUAAAGAAUAUGUUAAAAGUUUGUUAUCCAAAAAAAAAUAACAAACUUUUUAUUUGAAAAAAUAUAUCCAACCAAUAGGGGUCAUGACCUUUUUCCCGCCAUAAAUGUACAGAGCAACCCAAUAUAUAGAUACCGGAUCGAUAUCCAUAUUACCCAUGCCUUGUAUGUAAAUAGCGUAUACAUUUUACAUUUGUUGGCAUUACUGAAAUUUAUGCAUUAGUAAUUUCCUUUCUAGUAUAAUUAAUGUCGAUUCGGUUGCAUUCUAUAAAAAGUACAGACGUACAAAAGUAUAUUUUGUAUUAAUAAAUAAUAAAUACGUAUCACAGAGCCUAGUCCCAUAUUAAGCAAAGCUUGUAUUAUGGGCACUAGACAAUGUAUAAUUAGGUUGUUAAUGGAUGAAAAUGAAAUAGUAACACCACCUGCGUUAUUGGUAUACGCUGGCGGGGCAGUGAGGGGUGAUAAGUGAGGAUGAAGUCAGGUCAUUUGGCCCAUUGUGGCGAAUCCACCAGGAAAAUUGAUUUUCGUGGGGAACUACGUGGAGGUCAAAUCGACAGAGUAUUUACUGCAAGCAAUGGGGUAGUCCACUCUCUGUUACUAACAAAUUAAAAUAUUUAAUCCAUGUUCGAAAUUCAAAAUUUGAAAUCGUGUAAUUGAUGUGUUAAAAAAAAUAAGAUAUCGGUGUUAUUUUUAAUGUUUUUUUUUUUUUAUUUUGUUUUUAGAAUGCAACCAGUAAUCGUUGUCUUUGGAUUGUUACUAAGAUUAAGUACAAUUUUAAAUUUAUCUAUAUAUAUUACAUUAUAUGUGCACACGGG
This is a messenger RNA of Galleria mellonella (greater wax moth), 6600 nucleotides long. Its product is annotated as zinc finger protein 546-like. Gene Ontology annotation, molecular function: RNA polymerase II transcription regulatory region sequence-specific DNA binding; DNA-binding transcription factor activity, RNA polymerase II-specific. Gene Ontology annotation, biological process: regulation of transcription by RNA polymerase II. Bases 334 to 1701 code for a protein of 455 amino acids. The record is from RefSeq and is a predicted model, not a curated record. The transcript is spliced from 2 exons. Gene Ontology annotation, cellular component: nucleus. Lineage: Eukaryota; Metazoa; Arthropoda; Insecta; Lepidoptera; Pyralidae.